UUAAUGGAUUGGAUUACUCAACAAACUCCCGAUGGUGAUAUUUUUUAUUAUAAUACAAAGACAGGUGAAUCAUCUUGGGAAUUACCAAUCGAUGAUAAUGAAUCUUAUUCAACAACAAUUACAACGAUUGGUAAUAGUGAUUCAAAACCAUUACCAAACAAUUGGGUACAACAGCUAACAGUAGAUGGAAGUUGUUACUAUUAUAAUGUCAUAACUAAGGAGAUUAAAAUGACUCAUCCUGGAAAUGGUACUAUGAAUGCUACUUCUAGUAAUUCCGAAACUAGUGAGUACAAGGAUGAUGAUGAAAUUGAAUUACAAGAAAAUGAUUUAGAAACUGUCAAAACUGAGGAUAAAGCGAAUGGUAUUAAUUCUAAAGAAGGGCAACUAAUUAAUGACACUAUUCAGCAAAUCUCUCAGCAAAGAAGAUCAAUUGAAAAUACAACCUGGAAUUUUGAUGAUAUCAAUGCUGAUGGUCAAUUAAUGAAAGUUGGAGAUGAAAUUUUAUCUAACGGAGGUGAAUUAGGCGAUGAAGAUCUGCAUGAAACAUUAUCCCAAACUCCUACAUUAGCUAUGUACUCUCAACCAAGAAAUUUUUCGGAAUAUUCAAUGUCCCAAAAUGCUAAUGAACAAGUUACUUGGGAUUCUUUGUUACAGAGUAUUAUCGUAGCUAUUGACAAUCUUAACUUAGCCGUUUUAGAGAAUUUGAAACAAAAUUACACGAGUCAUACCAAUGCUAUCGUUGAAAGUGUAAGGAUUAUGCUUUAUGCAUCUGGAACUAUUGAAAAAGAUUCACCUGCAAUUAUGCAAAAUAAGAAUUUAAAGGUUUAUCAUAGGCAUAUAAUGGCUUCACUUUCAAAAUUAGUUCUUACAACAAAAGCAGCUUCAGAUGUAUGGCCUCCACCAGAUUCCGCUCAAAAAUUGAAAAACGAUGCUUAUGAAGUUUUAGUUGCGGUUCGACAAUUUGUUCAAGCUUCUGAACCUAUUGUAGAUAUUAGAAGAGUUGAUCCAAAAAUAUUGGAAAGCACUUCAGGUGGUUCAUGGCGUAGUAAUAACAACAAUAGCAUUCCAAACUCUCCUACACAUUUGUCUAGUCAAUCACGUUCUUUAUCGACUGAUCUUAUUGCUUCAUUGGAUCAAACUUCUCGCACUAUAACCCAAACUAUUGUAUCACUUCUUAAUCAUGUUAAUAAAAUAAUUGAUACUCCUCAAUCCAGUUCAAAUAUCUCUUUUGCAUCCCAACUAAUUUCACAAACUAAACAAGUCGUCACUCAAGUUGGACAAUUUUUAUCUCAUAUCGAAGAUAUAGAUUUGGAUGAUUUGAAUGAAUCUAGUUUAGAUACAAUUCACGAAUUUAAAAUAUCCAAACAAUCGACAUAUAACAGCAUAGCUGGAUUAGUUAUUUGUAUUCAAUCAGCAACUGACCCGUUAGCUUCACUUAAUGUUAUGGACCAAGUUUUAAUGGCUACAAAUAAGGUAGAUAAAGCCGUAGCGGAUGUUAUUAUUGCUACAAAAUUUCUUGUUGAAGAAAAGGAAGCUCAAGAACAAAUUGACAUUCAAGCUAUGCGUCCAAGACGACCUAGCACUGUCGAAGUUCCACCAACAAAGAGACGUAUUACCUCAAAUUCUAAUUCUCUUGAUCACAUUGUUGAAAAUGACUUGACAACAACAGAUCAAUCUAUGACUCCUAAUGCAGCUCAAACAGCCUCUUCAACAGCGGGCUUACAAACCGUUCCUGAAGACGAUAUUAUAACAAAUGAUGGUGAUUCAACAAUAGUUGAUUUAGCUUCUGACGAUCAUGAUGUACCAAUGUCACCCAUUUCAGCUAGUGAAGGCUGCCGUCAACGUUCUGAUAGUUCAGUUAGUUCCUCAACUUAUAAUAAUGAUGUAUCAUUUAAAACUCAUUCUCGUUCAAACUCUCAGUUUGCUUCUACAUCAACUGAUUAUCCAUAUUCUUCAUCUCCUCCACUAACGAUAGAAAGUUUGAAUGGAACUAUAUCUCCACGUAGUGAAAAUAAAGUUAAAAAAUUCUUUGGCGAAAUAGUCCCUCAUCCACAUAAACAAAAAGAAGAUAAACCUUGGUUCCUUAAUUAUGAUUUUGAUCAAUCAGAAAUGAUAUUUAAUAUGGAAGGUUAUGUCAAAGGAGGAACUCUUAAUGCUCUUGUAGAAAGAUUAACCAUGCAUGAUAUAUUAGAUUCAAAUUUUAUUGCUACAUUUUUAUUGACAUAUAGAUCUUUUUGUACAACAGAUGAAUUCUUUGAUAAGUUGGUUAAAAGGUUUAUGAUUAAAUCACCUGAUAAUUUGACUCCUUAUGAAUUAGAAAUUUGGCAAGAAAAGAAGCAAACGCCUAUUAGAAUAAGAGUUUUUAAUAUCAUGAAAACUUGGUUAGAAUACUAUUAUAUAGAUGGUGAGGAUUACCAUUGCUUAGAAAGAAUGAGCGAGUUUGCAAAAACAACGAUGAACGAAAAAAUGUCAUUUGCUGCGAAGGGCUUAAUGAAAUUAAUUGAGAAACGAAAAUGUAAAGAUGCUAAAUUUAAGGAGUUGGUAAUAACAAAUUCCGACAGGCCACCGGCAUCAAUUUUACCCAAGAACAUCAAGAAACUCAAAUUCUCGGAAUUAGAUCCUUUGGAAAUUGCUAGACAACUAACUAUAAUAGAAAGUAAAUUGUAUAACAAAAUUUUACCUGUUGAGUGCCUAAAUAAGGCUUGGAGUAAGGACGAAGGUGAUGACGCAGCAGUAAACAUUAAGGCCAUGAUUGUGAACAGUAAUCAAAUAACGGGAUGGGUAGCCGAAUCAGUUUUAAAUCAAUCAGAGAUUAAAAAAAGAUGUUUAUGUAUUAAACAGUUUGUAGCUGUAGCUGAUAAGUGUAAAACUUUGAAUAAUUUCAAUUCGCUUACAGCUAUUAUUUCUGGAUUAAAUUCUGCGCCAAUUCAUCGUCUGAAGCGCACUUGGGAAUUGGUAAAUGCAAAAACUAUACAGACACUCGACAGUCUUAAUAAGAUUAUGAAUUCUACAAAAAAUUUUGCCGAAUAUCGAGAGUUACUACAUAGCGCAAAUCCACCGUGUGUACCAUUUUUAGGUGUAUAUUUGACUGAUCUUACAUUCAUCGAAGAUGGUAAUCCCAACAAUCUUAAAAAAUCUCGAUUGAUUAAUUUCUCAAAACGCAUGAAGACAGCAGAAGUGAUACGUGAAAUUCAACAGUAUCAAUCUGCACCUUAUAAUCUUAAUCCAGUACAAGAAAUACAAACCUUUAUACAGUGUCAUUUGCAGGAUAGUCGAGAUGUUGCAGAUUUGUAUGAACUAAGCCUUAGCAUGGAGCCAAGGUAA
Molecule: messenger RNA, 3324 nt
Organism: Funneliformis mosseae
Lineage: Eukaryota; Fungi; Glomeromycota; Glomeromycetes; Glomerales; Glomeraceae
Source: the annotation of a GenBank genome assembly